Molecule: messenger RNA, 3198 nt
Organism: Schistocerca nitens (vagrant locust)
Lineage: Eukaryota; Metazoa; Arthropoda; Insecta; Orthoptera; Acrididae
Product: nicotinamide riboside kinase 1
Exons: 1
Coding region: 147-794 (215 amino acids)
Cellular component (GO): cytoplasm
Source: RefSeq, a predicted model, not a curated record
GUUAUAGCUCUACCCUUUGUUGAUGAUGGACAUCCUCUUAGGCUUCUGUUUCCAUCUGUUCAUUAUGCUCUUUUGAUCCCUGCUUUCAUGGGACUUGGCUUUAUUGGAGGACUAAUAGUUUUUACUGUAUAUGCAAUUCACCAGCCAUGAAAAAGUGGCUUGUAAUUGGUGUCUCAGGUGUAACGUGUGGUGGGAAGACAACAGUUGCACGUUCUUUGCAUGAAAGCCUUCCAGGUUCAUAUCUCUUGUGCCAGGAUGACUAUUUUCUGCCUCCAGAUAGCAGCAAGCAUACAUGGAUCCCAACACUGAACCACAUAAACUGGGAGAUAAUGUCAAGUGUUGAUAUGAACAAAAUGUGGGCAGACAUUAAAAGAAUUACCCAGUUUAAUUUCCUGCAGCAUUUUAGCCAUUGCAAAAUACACAAAGAAAAAAGUAGUAAUGACCUACCACUGAUGAAUUUUGAAGCUUUAGCAGGUGAAUUACCAUUUCAUAUCGUAAUAAUUGAAGGAUUUUUGGUAUUGAAUUAUCAGCCAAUUGUGGAAAUUUGUCACUUAAAAUAUUAUUUAACACUCACCAGGGAUCAAUGCUGGGAAAGAAGGAAAGUUCGUAUCUAUGAUCCCCCUGAUGUACCUGGUUAUUUUGAUGUGUGUGUUUGGCCUGAGUAUGAAAAACACAGAGAUGAAGUUUUUCAGACUGUUGCUGAUGUUCAUAUUAUAGAUGGUACAAGAGAUGUGAGGCAAGUUGUGUCUAAUAUAUUUCUUGACAUAAUGAAAUAUAAGAAAAUUACCAUGUGAACUAUUUGGUUUAUCUCUAAUUUUCUUGAGAUUCAUGUAGCAAUGAAUAUUUUAUUGUAUUCACAAAACUUUCUAAGUCACUGUACAAGAAACUCAAAAUUGAGAAAGUAUAACAUAUAACACAAACUAUUUCUCAAUGUAUAGAUCCCCAAACAAGAUGGAAGUUAAAUAAAUAAAAACUAGAUUAUAAUGUUGUGUUUUUAGACAUCUAUGUCAAGACAUAGGAAUUUUAACAGGAUGUUCUUCAAAAUAAAUAAUGAAUUUGCACAUGGAAUCAGAUGUCCCUAUUUCCCAAAUAUUUGUUUCCUUUUAUAACACUGCAGUCCUUUGAUAAUAUUGCAGCUUCAAAAUUCUGUAAUUUCAUAUAAAGAAUACAGUAGAUAACCCCCUUUCAGUCUUGAUGUGCAAUAUAUUGGACAUAUUGUAAUAGCAAAUGAUUUCAUUCACCUUUUACACUCAGCAGCCUAUUUAUUGGACAUCUGUCACUUUUAGUUUCGCAGUUCUUGAUGACCUCUGUCGCUGGACUGGUGUACUACAUCAGAAAACAGUGAAGAUGGUGGACCCAUUGCAAAAUGCUCCAGGGAAGUCAUAUUUACAUAUUAAUUACUGCAAUAGGCACACUUCCUUGUGCUCGAAAGUGUUUGUUGAGAAAGAGUUAUCUGUGAAGAUUGAAUUUGUGGUAACUUUUGACUGCUUAUUUCAUAUUCUCAAGUACCUACCAGACCCAAUGUCCAGCAAGUGGAGCUGCACUGUGAACUGGUUUCUGCAGACUCCUUGUGAAACCAUGGCGGAUGCAUUCAGUGUCUGUGUCAGACACUCGGGGGACAGCCUGACGAUUUGCCUUUACACAAACAAAUGGUUUCUCGAAAUUGUUCAUUCCAUCAUCUAAUGCUCUGUGCUGUAGGGAGAUCCACACAUACCUAGCAUGAAAGUCACACUUUACAGUUAUUACUGACCCUCACUAUGCAAAAUGUAGAACACAAAAUGAUUUCUGUUGUCCCGACACCAUUUUUACUAAUACUAAAGUGGGAGCACAUUGCUGCUACCUAGUGGGAACCAUGUAAAACAAGAAUUUGCUCUUUUCAACAGUACUUUGGUCAUGCACAUAUCUCAAAUAACAUAAUAGCUACAAUUUUUUAAAAAUAGGAUGAUUCUUUUGAUACACCCCUUAUAUUGGUAUUUUUGAUUUUUUUUUUUUUUUUUUUUUUUUUUUUUUUUUUUUUUUUUUUUAACACAGAUUUUGCUUCUGUAGUGAUUAGUGACGAGAGACUGUUGCAUUGUCCCAAGCUUCCAAACAUACACUCUGCCCGCCACUCUCUCAUUGACUGCUUAGAACCUGCCACCUGACGUACCCCCUGUUAUUCCUGUCAUACCUCACAGUGAGCGUCGACAACAUUAUUGCGAAAUAUGUAACUACGCCACUGGACCCAAUCUAGACUUUUAGCGUAUGCUGCAGAAAUGUAUGCUUUUCUUGACUAUUUGUCGAAUUUUAAAGUCAGUUUGAUUCUGAGUUCAAAUUAAUUCAGGCAGACUGACGCUUACACAUGGUAGAUGUUCAUAAAAAGUCAAAGUACACAGUAUAGAUUCCCGUGGUUCGCAGCACGACGAAAUUUGCUGCCCUCUCAUGGUCCCCUCACCCCCCUCCCCCGAUACUCAUUGUAGACAUCAGCCAACCAGGUGACAUUCUUCCCCUUCGAACGCUUCCAUAGAGCUGUGCUUGUGGUACAUAAAUAAAAGAUUGCAGAUACAAUUCAGUCCCGCGUUUGGGUGACGUCUGUUGGAACUACCUCCGCAACAUGUCUUUCUACUGUAAUUUAUCCUUUCCAGUGUAAUUUAUUCUUGCGAUAACAGUUGUGAUCAAUUUAAUGCAAUUUAUUUUGUCUGUUAGGUAUUCAGUUCUGGAUUAAUUUUCUUUCUCAUUUCAUCUGAAUUUCACCAUCUUGUUCUAAAGCUGAUUAAAAGCUAGUGACAUUUUCCCUGGUAUUCUAAUGUAUAACAGUGAUGGAAUUUCUCAUUUGCAAUCCUCUUGGUAAAUCAUUUGGUACAGAAUCAAGUGAUGUUCUUUGAAGAACAAGAUUUUCGCCUUUGAACGUUACCUUUACUUAGAAACCAGCAUAAAUGUAUACAUAUAUUGUAUGAGAGCUUUUAUUGCACACCUGUCCAAAUAAAACAAAAGUUUGUAAGUUGAUAGAAUCUAAUGCUAUUGUCAGUUUUUAAGGAGAGCAUUAGGUUGUUGUAAUGGCUAAAUCAUAGUUACUUGCUUCAAAUGUCACAUGAUUGUUCAAGCAAGAUCGAUAAUGUAUUGAGCACUUCUGCAUAUCAGAAACUCUUGAGCCUAUUCGAAUGAAAGUAUUGUUUGCAAUACCCUUUGGAAUUCUUCAAAAUAAAUUUGUACGAAACCUCA